Aquila chrysaetos chrysaetos is the source of this 1038-nucleotide messenger RNA. Its product is annotated as collagen alpha-1(I) chain-like. The record is from RefSeq and is a predicted model, not a curated record. Bases 1 to 1038 code for a protein of 345 amino acids. The transcript has a single exon. NCBI's taxonomy places the organism in Eukaryota, Metazoa, Chordata, Aves, Accipitriformes, Accipitridae.
AUGGAAACGCGUGUGCCGGGGGGAGGAGGGGGCCCGCCGGAGCCGCAGCAGCUCGACAGAUUUUCAGCUCCUUCGGCCGCCGCCGAUGAGGACAGGGAGGACAGGGACCCUUUCCUCCCCGCGGGCUGCGGGGGGAGCGGGGGGUACCGCAGGAACCCCCGCCCUGGACGGGCUUUAGCGAAGCACCCGAGGGGCUGCGGCAGCAGGAGGGGUCCCCCGGGGGAACGAUCUCCGCCCCCGCCCCCCCCGCAGGCUGCCCAGCUGCUCCGACCCGCACUCCGCCGGCUCCGCAAGGACGCAGCGAGGCCCCGGCGGGAGGUCUGCUCCGGGACCCCGGGCAGGUGCCGUGCAAGCCCCGAGCCCUCCCGGCUCCCCCCCCCCCCCCGCGGAGCCCGUUUCGUGGUGCCCCACUCCUGCCGGGGCCGGAGUCCCGCCCCGCUGGGGGCGCGGUCAGCGCCUCCGCGGGUCUGCGCGCAUCCUCCGCGGUCCGCCGGGCACCGUGAGCCGACCCGGGCACCGCGCUGUGCCCCCCCGCCCCGCCCCGCCCCGUCCCGUCCCCGGGUCCCGCGCUGCUUCCCUCCCGGCGUCCCGCUCCCCCCACCGCGCCCGGUGCCGCACGCCUGGGAGGGCAGCGCGGGGCUCCGCGGCAGCGCUCCCCCCGCACCCCUUGGGGCUGCCGGCCACCCCGCGGGCUCGCUGGGGCGGGAGGAGGGAGAGAGGCCGGCCCCGCUCCGGCCGCCGGGGGAGCGGCGCGGGACGGAGGGAGGCGGCUGGGACGGGACCGAGCGGCCGCCCGAGCGAGAGCCGGCGGCGGGCCGGGCGGGCAGCCGCGGGGCUGCGGGCGGUUGCGGGCAGGGCCGCCCGGCGGGGCCUCGCCCACCUUUCCGGCAGGCGGGAGCCUCGUCCUUCGCCUGCCCGGGAACAACCCCGCCGAGAGGAGGGGGCUGGAGCGGGCAGGGGGUCCGGGGGCAGACGCAAACUACAGGCAGCGGACGGGGCCAGCACCGCGGGCCAGCGGGAUCUCCUUGCAGGAGCUGA